AUGGAAGCCGAACCAUGGAAAUUAAAUGAUCAUUUUAUAAAGUUAAUAAAAUUACCGAUGGAAACCGAACCAUGGAAAUUAAAUGAUCAUCAAAUUAAAGUCCUGAAAGCUUUCUGCGGUACAUUUAUAGCUGAAUUGACUGAUGAUGAAAUUGAAUCCCUCCUAAAUACGAAGACUAAAAUCCCUAUUGAUUCCGAAAAAAUUCGUGAAUUCGGAAAAUUCGACUUGUCCAAACAGGAUGAAUUCAUUGAAUUAUUGAUAGACCAUCUCAAACGGGAUUUAUCAAUGAGAUCGCUCUCUCGACUUUCUAAAAUUUUAACGCUUUUCACCAUACGACCACUUUCAUUUUUAUUAACUGGUCACCUGUCACUAUUCUAUGAGCUUAGUAGAAAAGAUCGAGAAAUUGUCCUGCAAAAAUGGUCAAAAAGUUUUUCAUUCUAUAGAGAUCUUUAUAAAACCUUUAGUAGUAUUAUAUUAAUAUCAUUUUGGUCAAGUGAGAAUGCAAGUAUCUUUAAUUCUACAAUUGGAUAUCCUGGACCUGAUCCUCGAAUAAAUAGUCAACGUUAUACUGAAAACUUAAGUAAAUUUCCAAUUUAUGAUUUUAUUCAAGUUCCACCUGAAGGAUUGGAAUUACAAUUUGAUGUAGUGGUAAUUGGUUCGGGAGCGGGAGGAGGUGUGGCGGCAGCUCAAUUGGCUAAAGCUGGAUAUAAAGUUUUAGUGAUCGAGAAAGGAAAAUAUUAUCAUCAGAGUGAACUUACUUUGACUCAAGCAGAUUCCACUGCUAAGCUCUAUGAGCAAGGAGGGACGAUUGCAAAUCAAGAUAAUACGAUAGGAAUUCUAGCCGGAUCAACCUUUGGUGGUGGUACCACAGUUAAUUUUUCGGCAUCAUUUAAGUUACCAAAUAUUAUAAGAGAAGAAUGGGCUUCGGAAGGAUUAGAUCAUUUUACUACUAAAGAAUAUGAUAAUUCACAAGAUGCUGUUGAAGAAAGAAUGGGCGUAUCCACAAAAGCGAUUGUUCAUGAUGAAAAAAGUAACAUACUUAUUGAAGGUUGUAAACGACUUAACUAUCAUUAUGCAGAUGUUCCACAAAAUACAGCGGGCGCGGAACACCAAGAUGGAUGGUGUUUGUUUGGUUGUCGUUAUGGAGAAAAACAAGGAAGUUUAAUAACGUGGUUAAGAGAUGCGAGAGAUAAUGGAGCAAAAUUUGUGCAAGAUUGUUAUGUCAAAAAAGUUUUAAUCAAAGAUAAAAAAGCAGUAGGGGUUGAAGCGACAGUUGGUAGUGAUAAACGAAAAUUAAUAGUGCACUCGAAGAAAGUAAUUGUUUCUUGUGGAUCAGUUCAUAGUCCAGCAUUACUAAAAAGAAGUGGACUUCGAAACAAAAAUGUUGGAAAAAAUUUAUUUUUGCAUCCAGGAAUGUGUAUUACUGGUACUUUUCCUGAUAAAGAAAUUAAGUCUUAUUAUGGAACCAUUAUUUCUGCGUAUUCUAGUAUUCAUACCGAUAUUUAUGCAAAAACUAGUGGACAUGAUUAUGGAACAAAAAUUGAACUUAUGCCUUUUCAUCCUUCAUAUGAGGUAGCAUCUAUCCCUUGGAAGUCCGGAUUAAAUCAUAAGCAAAGAAUGCUUCAACUGAAUCAUCAUUCACCUUUGCUCAUUAUAGGACGUGAUAAAUAUCCAGGAAGUAUUGAUAUUGAUGACAAUGGAGAACCAAGAGUACAUUAUACCGUUAAUGAUUAUGAUUUAAAAAAUAUUACAGAAGGAGUAGUUGCUGCGGUUAAUGUUUUAGUUGUAACGGGAGCAAAAUCUAUUGAUGUGGGCAUUUCAGAACUUGAUGAAUUUGUACCUACAGAAAAUGAUCCUUUACAAGAUCCGAAGUUGAAAUCAUUUAUUGAAAAUAUCAGAAAAAUUGGAACAAAGAAUUGUAAUUUCGGAAUCGUAAAUCCAAGGGGCAAAACUUGGGAAGUUGAUAAUCUUUAUGUGGCUGAUGCAAGUGUGUUUCCUUCAGCACCAGGUGUAAAUCCUAUGAUUACAAUUUGUAGUGUUGCAUAUUCCAUUGCAAAUUUUAUUAUUGAAGAUGAUCAAAGAACAUGA
Molecule: messenger RNA, 2088 nt
Organism: Diversispora eburnea
Lineage: Eukaryota; Fungi; Glomeromycota; Glomeromycetes; Diversisporales; Diversisporaceae
Source: the annotation of a GenBank genome assembly